This is a messenger RNA of Medicago truncatula (barrel medic), 1832 nucleotides long. RefSeq names its product sodium/hydrogen exchanger 4. The transcript has 14 exons. The coding region runs from base 150 to 1748 and encodes 532 amino acids. Gene Ontology annotation, cellular component: plasma membrane. Gene Ontology annotation, biological process: potassium ion transmembrane transport; sodium ion import across plasma membrane; proton transmembrane transport. Gene Ontology annotation, molecular function: sodium:proton antiporter activity; potassium:proton antiporter activity. Lineage: Eukaryota; Viridiplantae; Streptophyta; Magnoliopsida; Fabales; Fabaceae. The record is from RefSeq and is a predicted model, not a curated record.
ACAGCAUCCAACGAUUACAUCAACCUUUGUGUUGGUGCAGAUUCUCUGACACAAAUUUUAUCCAUGUACAAAUACAAACAAUUAUAAAAGGUAGUGUUAGUGUGAGUGAGAGAGAUGAAUUGUUAGAGAACAUAGAUAGUACGUUAAGAAUGGGAAUGAUGAGCUUGAUGGUUGCACUUAACUUGAUGCAAUCUGAUGCGGAUAAAAAUUUGGCUCAUGAUCAUGCACAAGUUGUGCCUAUGACACUCUUUGUAGCUGUUCUUUGCUUAUGUUUGGUCAUUGGUCAUUUGCUUGAAGAAAGUCGAUGGAUUAAUGAAUCCAUUGUCGCCAUUUUUGUUGGACUCAUUGCUGGAAUGAUACUCUUGUUAGUCACUAAGGGGAAGAGUUCUCACAUCCUUACAUUUGAUGAAGAAUUAUUCUUCAUCUAUCUUCUUCCUCCGAUAAUAUUCAAUGCAGGGUUUCAGGUGAAGAAGAAACAGUUCUUCCAUAACUUUUUAACCAUCAUGCUGUUUGGUGUAAUCGGUGUUUUCAUUUCCACGUUUAUUAUCACUAGCGGCAGCUGGUUGCUGUUCCCCAAGUUGAACUUCCAUAACUUGACAGUGCGAGAUUAUCUUGCUUUAGGAACAAUUUUCUCCUCAACCGACACAGUUUGUACACUACAGGUUCUCCAUCAAGACGAAACUCCUUUACUAUACAGCUUAGUCUUUGGGGAAGGCGUGGUAAAUGAUGCAACAUCAGUUGUACUCUUCAAUGCGGUGCAAAAGCUUGAUGUCUCAAGACUUGAUAGCAAGACAUUGCGUGUUAUUGGUGAUUUCUUGUAUCUGUUCUCAACAAGCACUGUUCUUGGAGUCAUUACUGGACUUCUCACAGCUUAUAUCUUGAAAGCCUUAAGCUUUGGAAGACAUUCAAGUGUACGCGAAAUUUCAUUGAUGAUGCUAAUGGCAUACCUAUCCUACAUGUUGGCAGAGCUACUUGAACUAAGUGGAAUCCUCACUGUUUUCUUUUGUGGAAUAUCAAUGUCACAUUAUGCAUGGCAUAAUGUCACUGAAAUUUCAAGAAUAACAACCAGGCACGUAUUCGCAACAAUGUCGUUUAUUGCAGAAACCUUCAUAUUUCUUUAUGUCGGUAUGGAUGCCCUUGACAUUGAAAAGUGGAGGAUGACCCAUUUAAAAUUUGGAAACUUGCUGGGAAUUUACAGUUGCUUAAUCUUCUUAAUAUUGCUUGGGAGGGCUGCAUUUGUUUUCCCCCUCUCUGCACUUGCCAAUUAUAUGAAUAGGCGCGCUGAAGAAACACCGAGUAUUACAUUUGGACACCAGAUAAUCAUUUGGUGGGCUGGCCUAAUGAGGGGAGCCGUCUCCAUUGCUUUGGCUUUCAAACAGUUCACAUACUCAGGGGUUACUUCUGAUCCGGUUAAUGCGACAAUGAUUACCAUCACCAUUAUUGUUGUUCUUUUUACCACACUGGUGUUUGGUUGUCUAACAAAACCACUUGUAAGAUAUCUUCUUCCACAUCAUGCGACAAGGGUAAAUACCAACCACGAAGAAUCAACCUCACCCGUCGAGGACAUGAAUCUACCUUUGCUAUCCUUUGAGGAGUCGGCAGCAACCAACAUUAGCCGUGCCAAGGAAAGUUUAUCCAUGUUAUUUGAAAGUCCUGUGUACACCAUACAUUACUAUUGGAGGAGAUUUGAUGAUUCCUACAUGAGACCUUUAUUUGGAGGACCCCGCGCUAACCAUUCAGAAUGCUAGCAAAUCAAAAUGACAAAUCAUAUGGAUAUCUAAGAGAUGCACUUGAAGAAAAAAAAUGAUGAUCCGUUCGAGUCCAGUUUUGAA